AAAUUCUUAUGGUGUGAUAGGGUUUUACUCUACUGUUCCAUUAUGAAUGUUGAACUGGGAAGUUUUGUUUUGGAUUUAUAAUAUCUAAUGUGUUACUGUGCAUCUUGUCACCAAGAGGUCUUUUCAGGUUCUUUUGAAUCUUGAAGACCGUGAAGCUUCAGUUAGAGAAGUAGUCAACUCAUAGCUCCGGUUUUUAUUUUGCCGUUUCGAAAUUCUGAUUCGAUUUGUUUUUCUGAAAAAUUGUGUUCCCCCUUUUAAAACAUUGUACAAGGUUUAUUUAGCUUUUUCAUGAAGAAUACGGAAUGGCUGUCAGUGCCACAGUUCGGAGACUGGGAACAGCAGGGAAAACUGCCGGAUUACUCGAUGGAUUUCUCAAAAAUAAGGGAGAUGAGAAAGCAAAACAAGAAGGAAAUCUCUAGGUCCAGUCUUGGUAACGAAGAAGAACUCAAAGCGAAUCACAAGAACAAAGACCAACAUCAUUAUCAUCAUCGAAGCACUGAUCAUGUUGAUCUUUACCCCCACAGUCACUCUCCAACUGCGAGGAGGAGUCUUCUCAGUUUCUUCAACUGCUGUAUAAAAGCUUAGAAUCCGUGGAUCCAUUUGACAAUCUUUCGGUGACAAAAAAAAUGGAAAAGAUAAAUAUUUCUUUUCUUUGUUCAUUCUUUUCUCCUCCUUUUCUAUGCCUUGUUUUUUUGUUCAGCUAAAUUAUGUGUUCACCGAAUCCACAGCUAUUUAUUGUUCUCUUUCUUUCUGGAAAUAGAUUUCGAAUGGCAUUACCUUUUCAA
This is a messenger RNA of Macadamia integrifolia, 785 nucleotides long. RefSeq lists its product as uncharacterized. The record is from RefSeq and is a predicted model, not a curated record. Bases 289 to 585 code for a protein of 98 amino acids. The transcript is spliced from 3 exons. Lineage: Eukaryota; Viridiplantae; Streptophyta; Magnoliopsida; Proteales; Proteaceae.